This is a messenger RNA of Larimichthys crocea (large yellow croaker), 2148 nucleotides long. Its product is annotated as doublecortin domain-containing protein 2. Gene Ontology annotation, cellular component: axoneme; kinocilium; microtubule. Gene Ontology annotation, biological process: intracellular signal transduction; dendrite morphogenesis; neuron migration. Bases 373 to 2148 code for a protein of 591 amino acids. Lineage: Eukaryota; Metazoa; Chordata; Actinopteri; Sciaenidae. The record is from RefSeq and is a predicted model, not a curated record. The transcript is spliced from 10 exons.
CGUAGCGGUGCACACGAGGCGGAUGACUCUGUACCGUUUUCUCUGUAGCGGAUUGCUGUUCUGCAGAACUUCUGGAUAGUUAGUCACUUAUAACGCCGGGGCACAUCAACACGUUCAUGCAUGUGGUCAUAUUUUUAUUCACUGACACCAUCAUCCACCUGUGAGCAGCCUUUUGCCCUGAACGACUCUGUGUCUAACUGCUGACAUCCUCGAAGAUCUCCACUCAAACCUACACGCUUGGCCAAGAUGGACCAGUUUUAAUGUAAUUAUAAUGGCCUAUAUGCUCUUGUCUCGCAAUUGGGAUCAACCUGUUGCAAGUUUAUUAUAACCAAGAUCUCUCCGUCGCGCGUCAGCCAGCUUUUACGCACAACGAUGAGCUCGGAAAAGCCAAACUUUCUCUCUCAGCCCGUCGUGAAGAACAUUUUCAUGUUCCGGAACGGUGAUCCUUACUAUGAGGCACGCCGGAUUGUGAUAAACCAAAAGAGAGUGUCCAACUUCGAGACUUUGCUGAGAGAGGUAACCGGCGGGAUACAAGCCCCGUUUGGAGCAGUGAGAAACAUCUACACACCGAGAGGAGGCCACAAGGUGGACUGCUUGGAGAGUCUGCAGAGCGGGGAGCAAUACGUCGCUGCUGGGAGGGAGAGAUUCAAAAGACUGGAUUACCAACUGAUUGGCAUGAGAAGGAAGAGGAUGUUGCAGACUCUUCCAAUGCAGGCCAAACCACUGCCACCAAAUCGAAUCAUUGUGUCAGCUCGAUUCCUCAAACCCAUCAAGGAGCCAUGUACAAUAUUUGUGGUAGCAAAUGGCGAUGUCUUGAACCCUGCCAUGAGGCUGUUGAUCCACCAGAGGAUGCUGGGCCAGUUUGAAAGAAUACUAGAGAUGAUGACAGAGAAGAUGGGUAUGAAAGUCUUCGGAGGUGUUCGAAGUCUUUACACUUAUGAAGGUCAGCAGGUGACUGAUGGGAAUCAGCUGGAGAGCGGUCAGCUUUAUGUGGCUGUGGGUAGAGAGAAAUUCAAGAAGCUGGCCUAUAGUGACCUACUCUUCACCAAACCCAGAGGGACAAGGAGAGUCAAUGGAAUGAAAGCUUAUUCUCUACCGCCUAUCUACAGAUUCUCCAAGCAAAAUGGAAAUAGUAAGUCUGUGGUCCGUAGCAGUGAUAGUGGAGAUGGAGACUCUAAAGCUUCUCCUCCGGUCCACAAUGGCAACAACAACAAGGAGCACCUGUCCUCCAUUGUUAGAGAGAUCUCCCAGGCCAGACUCAUGACCCUUAGGAAGAAGAGGAGUGGACAAAGCAUGACCCUCAACAUCUCUGACAAUGAUGACCCUGAAUCAAAGGCAGAUGAUGGAAACACUGAGGAAAAAACCCCUCAAGACCAGCCAGCUGAAGAGAAACCUGCAGAUGAUGAUACAAAAGCCGCAGAGGAGAAUGAUGAAAAGGCAUCAGGGAAGGUAGAAGAGAAGGAGGAGGCCGCUGCUGAAAACACCAAAGAAGAAGACGAGUCCAUGAACAAAGAGGGAGAGGCAACAACGGGAUCGGAGGAGAAGAAGGAGAAGGAGGAGGAGGAGAAGGUAGAAGCUGAAGUGGAGGAAGAGGUCACGGAUGAGUGCAAGGAGGAGGUUAAGAGUGAGGAGCAGGGGUCCAGUAGUAGCAACAGUGAUAAGAACCAGGACAGUAAAGAGAAAGAAGAUGAAGGCCAUACAUCUUCUGAGGGUGAAAAGAAUGAGCAAGACAAAAAUAAAGACAAAGAGAAGCAAGAUAAGGACAGUGGAGAGGGGGAGAAAGACAGUGAGGUUAAUGAUGUAGACAAAAGGGAGGAACAGAAAGAGACAGAAAACAGCAAAGAGCCAGGGAAGACUGAGUCGGAUAACGAGACAAAAGAGAAUGAUGGCAGCAGAAGUAACAGUAGAAACAGUAACCACAGAGAAGAUGGGAGCAAAACUCGAGAGGAAGCUACAAAAGAGUCAGGAGAAGAAGAGAAAAAGGUAAACGGAGAGGUCAGUGGAGAAGCUGAUGAGGUGAAAAGUGAAGCGGAGUUGGCCACAGAGGAUAAAAACUCAGCGAGUAACAAAGUUGCCACAGCAAAUGGAGAGAAAGCAGAGGGUGAUGAUAAAGGUAAUCAAGAUAAAAGCAAGAAAGAGAAGGCUUAG